Molecule: messenger RNA, 2276 nt
Organism: Lactuca saligna
Lineage: Eukaryota; Viridiplantae; Streptophyta; Magnoliopsida; Asterales; Asteraceae
Source: the annotation of a GenBank genome assembly
CUCGCCAGCAACCGACACCCCGUUACACCGUAUUAUCAAAUCUUACCCUUCAUUUUGUAUUAUCAUCAUAUCUCUCCUUCUUACAAACAUAUUAUGACAUCUUACCCCCCCUACGCGUUUUGUCCAACUCAAGUCCUCGGUCCAACAGUUAACGAAGCCAUCCGCACUUACUAGUUUCUGUUUUUGGAUAACAAAAUAUAAUAAUAAAAUAAACAAAUACAUACACAAAAUCCUCUCAUCUCUCCAAUAAUUCUUUCAUCUUUAUCUCCUUCAAAUUUUCGAGGAAGACUUGCUCCGGUUUCAUUUUUCGUCAAGCUGUUGUUGUUGAUCUGGAAAACGUGUAUCUACAUAUAUGGACAGGAUAGUCGGAGGAAAGUACAAACUCGGUCGGAAGAUCGGAAGUGGAUCCUUCGGUGAAAUUCAUCUAGCCACGCAUGUUGAUACGUUUGAAAUCGUCGCCGUGAAGAUCGAGAACAAUAAGACAAAACAUCCUCAACUUCUAUAUGAAGCCAAGUUAUACAAUAUUCUUCAGGGAGGAAGUGGUAUACCUGCCAUAAAAUGGUCUGGUGUAGAUGGAGAAGAUAACAUUUUGGUACUCGAUUUGCUUGGACCAAGUCUUGAGGACCUAUUUGUCUAUUGUGGGAGGAAAUUUCAAUUAAAGACAGUCUUAAUGUUGGCUGAUCAAAUGAUUACAAGAAUCGAGUAUGUACACUCUAAAGGGUUUUUGCAUCGUGAUAUCAAGCCUGAUAAUUUUCUCAUGGGUCUUGGUCGAAAAGCAAACCAGGUUUAUAUUAUCGAUUUUGGGCUUGCAAAAAGAUAUCGUGAUGCAACAACACAUCGACACAUUCCUUACAGGGAGAACAAAAAUUUAACUGGAACAGCACGUUAUGCAAGUUGCAAUACUCAUCUUGGAAUUGAGCAAAGUCGACGUGAUGAUUUAGAGUCUCUUGGAUAUGUACUUCUAUAUUUUCUUAGAGGAAGCCUUCCAUGGCAGGGUCUAAAAGCUGCCACAAAGAAGCAGAAGUAUGACAAAAUAUGUGAGAAGAAAUUGUCAACUCCAAUUGAGGUUCUAUGCAAGUCUCACCCUGUGGAAUUUGCUUCAUACUUCCAUUAUUGCCACUCCUUGACCUUCGAUCAACGCCCUGAUUAUGGAUUUCUCAAACGUUUAUUCCGAGAAUUAUUCACUCGUGAAGGAUUUGAAUUUGAUUAUAUCUUUGAUUGGACAAUUCUUAAAUACCAACAGUCACAAAAGAAUAAAACUCAACCACAUGGAUUGCAAGGUCAUGGAGAAAGCAGCAGUGGGGCCAUUCGAAAAGAUAUGGAAAAGCAUCAAGUUACUGGAAGCAACAAUGCUACUUAUUCAGCUGAAUUAACAGACCGUAUGAGGUCAAACACAGCCGCCAGUCCCGGCAUCCGCAUGCAAAUAAAAUCACCGAUCAACCGAAUGACUCCCGAAAAUCCUCCUGAAAGAAACAUGUUGAGUCAUUCGCAAAUGCCACCAUCAUCAUCUGGCCCAAAAAGAUACACAACAAAACCAUCAGACUCCAACAACACUACUAAUCAUCAUCCGAUUCCAGACACUACUACAACUACUACAACAACAGGUCCUUCCAGCAGUUGGAUUUCCUCCUUACGCCGUAUUUCUUCCGCUAAUGUUACUACCACAAUUGAGAAAGCUCCCGACAUGGCCAAUCAUAUUCAAAAUCUUUCCUUAAUGGGCACACUGGAAUUGUGGUUUGACCUUGAGGGAUGCUAUACGGUUUCAUUGUUUUACUAUAAUACCCUUUCCCUUUUGUCUUUUUUGUGUCUUUUGUUGUCAAUAUGGAUUUAUCAUGCACCUUUGAUAGUGAAAGGGGUACAUGAGUUUUAAUUCCAGUGUGGAUUGGGCUCAUUUUGGGCACUGUGUUAGCAAGCAGUGUGGGCAAUCUCAUGGUUGCUUAAUAUUUAGUAUAUAAAAUGAGCAAGACAAGAAAGCAUAUAUGAUAUGGAGAGCUUAUUAAGAUAUUAGUAUGAAUUACACAAUAGGUUAGCUAGAGACUUGGUCUACGCCUUGUUUGGUUAAAGUGGCAUGUAUAUGUAUAUGGGACGAGUUCUGUUUAGGUCAAAUCCGUUCUGAAAGAAUGGUCAAGGUGUGUGUGUUUGUUUGGAUUUAAUGGUAUAUGGGCAAAGUCAAAGUACAUAUAUCCGUAAAAAGGCAAAAGUGUGUUGUUACUUUUAUAAUGUGGUAAAUGUGUGUUUUGUUCUAUAAAAAUGUGUGAAAAAAAAGUUAAUCCCGA